UAAAUGGGAAGAUGGAAGCAAAAUUGGGAACAUGCCUUGAAGGGAAGACGCGGCAAUAUAUAAUAGCAAACGGGUUUCACCCGGGCGCAAUUUUCCUUCUCAGGGUCUCUCUCUAUUUCGUCGAAGAACCCAGAACGCGGGGGUCUUCAAUCUUCAUUGAUUUUCCUUGAACCGCCUCAUACGCCGCCUUCUUUUCCUUAAAUAGAAAGGAAGCUUCAGGAAUUCGAUUUGGUUGUUUCUGGUUCGUGGGUUAGAGGACUCUUGUGAAUAUUCGAUUCUGGUUCUGUGAAUUUGAUCGGUUUUUGUUUUGUGGGUUUGAAGAUUCCUGUGAAUAUUCUGUUCUGGGUCUGUGAAGAAAAGGGUAAAAGCUUUUCAGGAAACAAAGUCAAUUUUAGAAAACCCAGCUCUUUUAUCUCCUAUUGAUUCUUCUAUGUCGACAUAUGCCAUUCAGGGUCAGCCUCUUGAAGUCACCGUUAUUGGAUGCACAAAGUUGAAAGAUACGGAAUGGAUUUCAAGGCAGGAUCCCUACGUGUUACUUGAAUAUGGUAGCACAAAGUUCCGCACGACCACCUGCACAGAUGGUGGCAGAAAUCCCACAUUCCAAGAGAAAUUUGUGUUCUCUCUGAUUGAAGGGCUAAGAGAGAUUAAUGUUGCAGUUUGGAACAGCAAUACAGUUACUUAUGAUGAUUUCAUUGGCAAUGGAAAAAUCCAAUUGGCAAAAGUUCUAUCAGAAGGAUAUGAUGACAGUGCAUGGUCACUUCAAACUAAAACUGGCAGACAUGCUGGGGAAGUACGGCUGAUUUUACAUUUUGCUACUGCCACUAAACCGUCGUCAAGUUUUACACCCUCAGCACCACCAUUCCAAGCACCCGCUCCACCCCAUGUCCCCGUGUACGCUACGAUGCCACCCCCACCAUCCCACACAACAGCCUACCCUCCUCCUACUUCUACACCCUAUUCAUUUCCUCCAUCUCCCUUUCCUUCUUACCCGCCCAGCUCAGUAGCAUAUCAAACAUCCAUGUACUCCCCAUAUCCAUCUGGGUAUCCUCCCUCUUCGUACCCACCACCCCCCUUGGCCUAUCCUCCCACUCCUUACCCUCCGCCUCCACAAGCCUCGCCCUUCUAUCCUCCAGGUCCUUACCCUGGAGUUUACCCCCCACCACAGUAUUGAAAUCUAAAGGUUGGCUUUGAAAGACAUCAUCAUAAGUUGUAUAGAGAGAGCUUCACCUUCUAAUAGUCUGCCUGUAGACUAAUGCUAGUGGACCUUUUUUGUUUCCUUCUUUUUUGAACUUUUAUUUUGGUGUAAAGACUGAUUUGACAGUAAUAUUUUGAAGUUGCUGUAUUCUUUUUUGGUUUAGUUCAGCUUAUUAUGAAAACAAGACAACAGAUAUCAAUUGGUUUAUACAAUUAGAAAAAGUUCUCAAAGUUGGGUAUAUGGUAAAGAAAAAGCAGGAGAAGUAUAAUUGCAAAGUGUGAAGAAGGGGAGGAUUGACAUUGAUAUAAAGCAAGGCUAUUGAUGGAGUAGUUUGAGAUUGUACAGAAAGAGAGAGCUGUGGGCAGAGCUUUGAAACUUCUCCUCAAAAUUUCUUUUCUUUUGUUUGUAGUGAAACUAAAGGAUGCAGGAGGAAGAAGAUGUUGAGUGUGUAUUAUUGGACAAAUAUUUGGUAAAUCAUUUGUUAAUAUCUGAUUAGACAUCUCAAAAA
Messenger RNA from Momordica charantia (bitter melon), 1703 nucleotides. The record is from RefSeq and is a predicted model, not a curated record. NCBI's taxonomy places the organism in Eukaryota, Viridiplantae, Streptophyta, Magnoliopsida, Cucurbitales, Cucurbitaceae.